UUUGCUUUUUGCAGGAAUAUAUAUGUCUUUUGUGUACUCAGAGCGCGCGUUGCUAACCGCCACUGGUUUUCACCUCCGGGCAGAAGUCACGUGUUGGAAUACAAGCGUUAGGAAGCUAACUUCAGCUCCAAAUAGCGUAGUUGUUUGGAGACGUGGUCACAACACAGCACACAUUUUAAAAGGUAUUACCAGCAGCAAGCUUGUGGGCUUUAAGUAUCAGGACUAAAGAGGAUUGUCAGAAAUGACUUCUUGGCUUCUGAAAACUUGCAGGCUGCUUUGCUUGUGCUUCACUUUACCUUUGCGCCUCCUUGAUAUGUUCGGUUUACGCGCGGCAUACAAACGUCUCUUCCCCCGGCUCAUGUACAACAGGACGUUCCGCUACAACGACUUGAUGCACAGCGAGAAGAGACAACUCUUCAGGAACGUCAACACGUUUGCCAACAGCGACGGAACGCUUCGCCUGCUUGAGAUCGGCUGUGGCAGCGGCGCCAACUUCCAGUUUUACCCGUAUGGUUGCACCGUGCUCUGCGCCGACCCCAACCCGCACUUUGAGACCUACCUGCGGAGGAGCAUGGACGCCAACAAGCACCUGACCUACGAGGCCUUCCUGGUGCUCCCUGCCGAGGACAUGAGGGAGGUGGAGGAUGCAUCUGUGGACGUGGUGGUGUGCACGUCGGUGCUGUGUUCUGUCCCAGACGUCAUGAAGGUUCUACAGGAAGUUCGACGCGUGCUGAAAACAAAAAGCUGAGCUUGUGCCGUCCAUGAAGCUGCCGUCAACUCCCCUGAGACAUUGGCGUCAAGACACCCGUGGGGACACCCUUCUGACUAUCAGGGUGGAGCUUUCUACUUCAUGGAACAUGUGGUGUCAAGUCCCUCCACCUGGACACACUUCCUGCAACACACACUUGAGCCUUUGUGGUUCUAUAUUGAAGAUGGAUGCAUCAUUACGAGAGCG
This is a messenger RNA of Nerophis ophidion (straightnose pipefish), 955 nucleotides long. Its product is annotated as thiol S-methyltransferase TMT1B-like. Bases 242 to 748 code for a protein of 168 amino acids. The transcript has 3 exons. The record is from RefSeq and is a predicted model, not a curated record. Lineage: Eukaryota; Metazoa; Chordata; Actinopteri; Syngnathiformes; Syngnathidae. Gene Ontology annotation, molecular function: S-adenosylmethionine-dependent methyltransferase activity.